Lethenteron reissneri (Far Eastern brook lamprey) is the source of this 1668-nucleotide messenger RNA. RefSeq names its product phosphatidylinositol glycan anchor biosynthesis class P (gene PIGP). Gene Ontology annotation, molecular function: phosphatidylinositol N-acetylglucosaminyltransferase activity. The record is from RefSeq and is a predicted model, not a curated record. Gene Ontology annotation, cellular component: endoplasmic reticulum. Lineage: Eukaryota; Metazoa; Chordata; Hyperoartia; Petromyzontiformes; Petromyzontidae. Gene Ontology annotation, biological process: GPI anchor biosynthetic process.
CCCACCGCGACCGCCCGCCGUCUCGCCGUGGCCCUCGGAGCGCCUCGCUGCCGAUCUCACAUCCUGCCACAGCCUGCCACAUCCUGCCACAGCCUGCCACAGCCUGCCACAUCCUGCCACAGCCUGCCACAGCCUGCCACAGCCUGCCACAUCCUGCCACAGCCUGCCACAGCCUGCCACAGCCACGACCCGCACCUCGCCACCAGCCCCGGCCACAGGCGGCCAAACGACCGCCGCAGGAGAGCCCGGAAACCCGGCGAGCGCGACUAGGCCCGAGACGAAGCCCCCCUCGUUUCCUAGUUUGGUGGCCGGACUCCCCCCCUCCUCACCCCGCCGCCGCCGAAGGGCCGCGCAGCGUCCAAUGUCGGGGAGCACGGAUAAGUCGCCGGCGCCGCUGCCCGAGCGAGCGAUCCACGGCUUCGUGAUCUUCGUGGGCUCCAUCGUGGCGUUCGCCGUGUACGUGGUUUGGGCCGUGGUGCCGGACGCAUGGCUGCACUCCGUGGGGCUCACCUACCUCCCCCAGAAGUACUGGGCGGUGGCCGUGCCGCUGUAUCUGAUCGUGUGCGUCGGCUUCGUGGCGAUUGUGCUGCACGGACUCAACAUCAUGAGCACGGCGCCCCUAGACUCCAUACACACGGUGACGGACCCCUUCGCCUGGGCCCAGGAGGAGGGCGAGGCCCCCGAGGGGGGCGUGCCACUGCUCAGAGACCUCGACAUCUCACUCGUCAACCGCAGACUCUACGGGGUUCCUGAUGGUGCGGCGCGGAAUGAGGGGGAGUCUGCGCCCCUCUGAGCCCGCCCCGCCUCGUCACCACGACGCGGGAGAGCGGCAGCGGGACGAGGGGGAUGACGAGGAGGAGCAGGAGGAAUGGUCACCACUUCAACCGGCAGCCGUUGGUUGUGUUCCCCGCGCUGGCGACGCCGCCGCCACGCGUCGCCAUCGCUUCUUUCCUUCCUGCCGGAGCGAGCAGCUGUUGCGCUUGGCACCUCGGAGGUCGUGACCUGCUCUUCUCAUCCAGUGCCAACACCGCACUGCAGGUCACUCGCUCUGCACACUGAAGGUGUCGUCGGGGCCGGUGCAGUGACCGUUUAGCGUGCAACUCCUUGGCUGCCCCCUUGCAACUCCUUGGCUGCCCCCUUGCAACUCCUUGGCUGCCCCCUUGCGGCUCUUUGGCUGCCCCCUUGCGGCUCUUUGGCUGCCCCCUUGCAACUCCUUGGCUGCCCCCUUACAACUCCUUGGCUGCCCCCUUGCGGCUCUUUGGCUGCCCCCUUGCGGCUCUUUGGCUGCCCCCUUGCAACUCCUUGGCUGCCCCCUUACAACUCCUUGGCUGCCCCCUUGCGGCUCUUUGGCUGCCCCCUUGCGGGCAGCCGUCAAGGCAACUGAUGGAAUGUGGCAGGGAAUGGGUCACUGUGGAAUGAAGUGGUGACGAGAGUGAAACCGGUUGUUGGAGAAUAACUGAGGGGCGGGGGGCGGGGGGGGGGCGGGGGGGGGGGGCAAAAACGAAAUGGACGCAGUUCACCCCAUCACCGUUUAUUUUGAUUAUGUAAGAAUGUGUGUUGUCAUCUGCUCUAUGUGCCUGCUGCUGCUGCUGCUGCGUUUGCGUACGUAGCAGCUCGCUGCUCUGCGUGCGAAGCGGCUCUCCAGCUAUUUUGCUGUGAUGGGGGGGC